Molecule: messenger RNA, 1740 nt
Organism: Charadrius vociferus (killdeer)
Lineage: Eukaryota; Metazoa; Chordata; Aves; Charadriiformes; Charadriidae
Gene: NUAK1
Product: NUAK family, SNF1-like kinase, 1
Exons: 6
Coding region: 43-1740 (565 amino acids)
Biological process (GO): microtubule cytoskeleton organization; intracellular signal transduction; protein phosphorylation
Cellular component (GO): cytoplasm
Molecular function (GO): tau-protein kinase activity; protein serine/threonine kinase activity; ATP binding
Source: RefSeq, a predicted model, not a curated record
AUAAAAUCCAUUCGUAAGGACAAAAUUAAGGACGAACAAGAUAUGGUUCACAUCAGACGGGAGAUUGAGAUCAUGUCAUCCCUCAGCCACCCUCAUAUCAUCACCAUAUAUGAAGUGUUUGAAAAUAAAGAUAAGAUUGUGAUCAUCAUGGAGUAUGCAAGUAAAGGAGAGUUGUAUGAUUACAUCAGCGAGAGGCGGCGACUGAGCGAAAGAGAGACAAGACACUUCUUUCGACAAAUAGUCUCUGCUGUACAUUACUGCCACAAGAACGGUGUUGUCCACAGGGACCUAAAAUUGGAAAACAUCCUGCUUGAUGACAAUUUUAAUAUUAAGAUUGCCGAUUUUGGACUCUCCAACCUUUAUCACAAAGACAAGUUUCUGCAGACCUUUUGCGGAAGCCCACUCUAUGCUUCCCCUGAAAUAGUUAAUGGACGACCUUACAGAGGCCCAGAGGUUGACAGCUGGGCCCUUGGUGUAUUGCUUUACACUCUGGUUUAUGGAACGAUGCCCUUUGAUGGCUUCGAUCACAAAAAUCUCAUCAGGCAGAUCAGCAGUGGAGAAUAUCGUGAGCCAACACAGACCUCAGAUGCUCGUGGUCUUAUCCGAUGGAUGCUGAUGGUAAACCCUGAACGCCGAGCAACCAUUGAAGACAUUGCCAACCACUGGUGGGUUAACUGGGGCUACAAGAGUAGUGUUUGUGACUGUGAUGCCAUGAGGGACUCCGAGUCCCCACUGCUGGCAAGGUUCAUUGAUUGGCAUCACCGAUCUACUGGCCUCCAACCAGAGACUGAUACCAAAAUGAAGUGCCUUUCUAAGCCCAAAGGUCCUGAAGUCACACUAGAGAGACAAAGGUCUCUGAAAAAAUCAAAAAAGGAAAAUGACAUUGCACAGUCCAUCCAGGAAGGAGGAGUUGAAAAUGCAUCCAAACCCAUCUCCAAGAGACCCAAAGGCAUCCUGAAGAAAAGGAGCAACAGUGAACAUCGAUCUCACAGUGCAGGUUUCAUUGAAGGAGUGGUCAGCCCAGUGUUACCCUCUGCUUUUAAGCUGGAGCAAGAGUUGUGUAGGACUGGCGUAGCCAUUAAAAGUGUUGUGGAGGGAGAGGUAGCGGGCAAAUAUGGCACUAAGCAGUCUUCACUAAUGCCAAAAAAAGGAAUCUUAAAGAAGACUCAGCAGAGGGAGUCUGGCUAUUACUCCUCUCCAGAACGAAGCGAAUCUUCUGAACUCUUGGACAAUAAUGAUGAGACAGUAAACAGUGACAUUUCUCCAGGGGUCACAGAGCCAUCCAGAAAUGGGUCUUACAGCCAUUCCUGCAGGCGUAAGGGCAUCUUGAAACAUAACAGCAAGUAUUCUACCAGCAGCACUGAAUCUGCUUUGAUUAGCCCUGACACACCAACGCUGGAGGCCAUGGAAGAAGUUGUCCUGCCUGGGGAUGCAUUACCUCGAAGUUACAGUCGUCCUUCCAGUGUGAUUAGUGAUGACAGUAUUUUGUCCAGUGACUCCUUUGACUUGCUGGAUUUGCAAGAGAACAGGCCAAACAGACAGAGGAUACGGAGCUGUGUCUCUGCUGAAAAUUUCCUCCAGAUCCAAGACUUCGAAGGACUUCAGAACCGCCCACGGCCACAGUAUCUAAAACGUUAUCGCAACCGUCUGGGGGACAGCAGUUUUUCCCUUCUCACAGACAUGGAUGAUGUGACUCAGGUCUACAAGAAAGCCCUAGAGAUCUGCAACAAGCUCAACUAG